Molecule: messenger RNA, 949 nt
Organism: Lemur catta (Ring-tailed lemur)
Lineage: Eukaryota; Metazoa; Chordata; Mammalia; Primates; Lemuridae
Product: peroxiredoxin-like 2C
Exons: 6
Coding region: 29-709 (226 amino acids)
Source: RefSeq, a predicted model, not a curated record
CGGACCCGGCCCUUAGGCGUCGCGCACCAUGGCCGCUGCCGCCCCCGACCCGGUCACGCGGCAGGUCAGCGGCCGCGCAGCCCCGGCCCCGAGCGGCCCCGAGCGCGGGCAGCCCCUGGCGGCCGCCGUGGCGGAGCUGCCGGUGCAGGACGCCUCCGGGAAGCGGGUGCCGUUCGGCGCGCUGUUCCGGGAGCGCCGGGCCGUCGUGGUGUUCGUGCGGCAUUUCCUGUGUUACAUCUGCAAGGAAUACGUGGAAGAUCUGGCCAAAAUCCCCAAGAGUUUCUUACAAGAAGCGAAUGUCACCAUUAUAGUUAUUGGACAGUCAUCAUACCACCAUAUUGAGCCUUUUUGCAAACUGACUGGGUAUUCCCAUGAAAUCUAUGUUGAUCCUGAGAGAGAAAUUUAUAAAAGAUUGGGAAUGAAAAGAGGUGAAGAAAUUGCCUUCUCAGGACAGAGCCCCCACAUUAAGUCAAAUCUACUCUCAGGAAGCCUUCGGAGCCUGUGGCGGGCAGUGACUGGCCCUCUCUUUGAUUUUCAAGGAGACCCAGCUCAGCAAGGCGGAACCCUCAUUUUAGGCCCAGGUAACAACGUCCAUUUUAUCCACCGCGAUAGGAAUAGGUUGGAUCACAAACCCAUAAACUCUGUUUUACAGCUUGUAGGAGUUCAGCACGUGAACUUUACAAGCAGACCUUCAGUUAUCCAUGUGUGACUUAAUACGGAAUCUGUUGCUUUCAAAUGCACCCUCAGGAAUGUGACCUUAAGUGCUGGAGCGUCUAACUUGGUGGCCCUUCCUAGCCAUUGAGGGGUUAUGAAAACAGAGAGAGACCAGUUGAAUUGCAUGCUUAGAGGCAUCGGUUGUCAAAAAUGUGAGAUAUAUUUCUAAUUUUAUAGCUUUUAAAAUUUUAUACAAUAUAACAAAAUAAAUAUCAAUAUAUAAAAUAAAACUAAA